Messenger RNA from Selaginella moellendorffii, 1692 nucleotides. Its product is annotated as NADP-dependent glyceraldehyde-3-phosphate dehydrogenase. Lineage: Eukaryota; Viridiplantae; Streptophyta; Lycopodiopsida; Selaginellales; Selaginellaceae. Gene Ontology annotation, molecular function: lactaldehyde dehydrogenase (NAD+) activity. The record is from RefSeq and is a predicted model, not a curated record. Bases 36 to 1610 code for a protein of 524 amino acids. The transcript has 10 exons.
GCUAUGUCGCUUGGCGAGGCGGCGCCGGUGGGAGAAUGGCCGGGACCGGCACAUUCAAGGAGAUAGUCGAAGGCGAUGUCUACAAAUUCUACGCCGAUGGACAGUGGCGGCUCUCCUCGUCCGGGAAUAUUUCAUACGUCUACAAUCCCACAGUGGCUGGGAAGCAAGCGUACAAGAUCACAGCUUGUUCUAAGGAUGAGGUGAACCAAGCUUUCCAAAGUGCGAAGGCGGCACAGAAGAUAUGGGCCAAGACUCCGCUCUACAAGCGAGCCGAAAUGCUCCACAAGGUGGCAGAGAUCAUGAGAAAGAACAAGGGACCGAUCGCCGAGUGUCUGGUGAAAGAAGUGGCCAAGCCAGCCAAGGAUUCCGUCACCGAGGUUGUUCGCUCCGCAGAUUUGCUGUCCUAUACUGCGGAAGAAGGAAUCAGGAUACUCUCCGAGGGAAAGUUUCUCGUCUCGGAUUCUUUUCCCGGGAAUCCAAGGAACAAGCUGUGCCUUGCUUCAAACGCCCCUCUUGGAGUCAUUCUGGCGAUUCCUCCAUUCAAUUAUCCCGUGAACUUGACUUGCUCGAAGAUCGGUCCCGCUCUCAUUGCUGGAAAUGCUGUAGUGGUCAAGCCACCGACGCAGGGCUCGGUGUCAACGUUACACAUGAUGCAUUGCUUUCACCUGGCAGGAUUUCCAAAGGGGCUACUUUCGUGUGUUCCGAUCAAAGCAUCAGAGCUUGGCGAUUAUGUUACCACCCAUCCUCUAGUAAACUGCAUCAGUUUUACGGGUGGCUGUGACACUGGUAUGUCGAUAUCAAAGAAGGCUGGAAUGGUGCCGCUGCAAAUGGAGCUUGGUGGGAAGGAUGCUAUGAUUGUUCUUGAGGAUGGCGACAUUGAACUGGCAGCGACGAACAUUAUAAAAGGAGGCUUUUCCUUCAGUGGGCAGCGCUGUACGGCAGUUAAAGUCGUGCUGGUGAUGGAAUCCGUAGCAGACAAGCUGGUUUCCAGCGUGAAUGCAAAGGUGGCACAGCUGAAAGUUGGGCCUCCUGAGAACGACUGUGAUAUUGUCCCGGUUGUGACUGAAGCGUCGGCAAAUUUUAUCGAAGGCCUGGUCACGGAUGCAAAAGCCAAGAAUGCGAAGCUUUGCCAAGAAUGGAAGAGGCAAGGGAACCUGAUAUGGCCAUUGCUGAUCGAUAACGUAACAACGGACAUGAGAAUCGCGUGGGAGGAGCCUUUUGGCCCCGUGAUACCGGUCAUGCGCAUCAAGACUCCAGAAGAAGGCGUCAAGCACUGCAACUCUAGCAAAUAUGGACUCCAAGGCUGUGUUUUCACAUCCGAUAUCAACAAAGCUAUGCUCCUGAGCGAUGCCAUGGAAAGCGGAACGAUCCAAAUAAAUUCCGCUCCGGCUCGUGGUCCCGAUCACUUCCCUUUCCAGGGAAUCCGUGAGAGCGGCGUGGGAUCACAAGGGGUCACGAACAGCAUCAACUUGAUGACCAAGAUCAAGACCACAGUUCUCAAUCUUCCGACCGCUUCUUACACGAUGGUGGGAGGCGACGUGUCUUUGCCGAUCGAGAAAAAAGGACCAGCGUGUGGUGAUUGUAUCGUGUGCAUGCAUAGCUAUGGAUGAAAAUGCCGAAAAAAUGCUAUCGAAUAUGCUAGAGAAUAUUUUUAAGCAACAUUCUUGGCAUUAUUCCUAAUCAAAGUUUAGG